ACUUGGAUUUUCUGCAGGAGAGAGAAGCGUCAAUGUGUUCGCUCGCUGGCACAGCCGAUUAGUGCGGGAGCGAGAGGCGGAACAUCGGAGCCCAGGUCCUCGGCGAGAGGGGCUUGUGGGGGGAGCCGAUGGGCGAGGACUGAAGGGGUCUCCAGCCCGAGUGCAGAGCCGCUGCUGCCCGUCCCCCGCACACCGAGCCCCCGGAGAUGUCCCGCCCGGUCCCGGUCGCCCUCAACUCCCGGUUCGUGCCGGCGACGCACGGGGUCCUCAAGUCGCUGCUGGAGAACCCGGUCAAGCUGCCGCCGCGGCAGGACGACGGUUUCGGUAAGGACGAGAAGGAAAAGCAGCUGGAAGAUGAAGCAGCGAGCAGCACCGUCACACAGUCCGCCUUUCUGGGACCCACGCUCUGGGACAAGACGCUGCCCUACGACGGCGACACUUUCCAGCUGGAGUACAUGGAUCUGGAGGAGUUCCUUUCGGAGAACGGCAUUCCGCCCAGUCCGCCGCACCAGCAGAAGGCAGGACAGCACUCUCCACUCCAGCACCCCAGCGCCUCGCAGGCGCCACCCAUCGACCUCAGCAGGGCCGGCACCUCUGUUCUCCCGGCAUUGAGUCCACAGAACCUCCUACCCAACACGGCAAGGACAGGCCAAAUCCUACCCCCCAGCCGCAACACGCCAAGUCCGAUUGACCCAGAGAGCAUCCAAGUACCGGUCAGCUACGAGCCAGACCCCGCUGACCUGGCCCUGUCCAGCAUCCCGGGGCAGGAGAUGUUCGACCCGCGCAAGCGCAAGUUCACGGACGAGGAGCUGAAGCCUCAGCCAAUGAUUAAGAAAGCCCGUAAGGUCUUUGUGCCUGAUGAGAUGAAGCAGGAUGAAAAGUACUGGGCUCGGCGCAGGAAGAACAACAUGGCUGCCAAGCGCUCCCGGGAUGCACGGCGCCUCAAGGAGAACCAGAUCGCCAUCCGGGCAGCCUUCCUGGAGAAAGAAAACUCGGCGCUGCGUCAGGAACUGGCCGACCUGCGGAAGGAGCUAAGCAGGUGCAAGAACAUCCUCUCCAAAUACGAUGCCUGACACCACCCCAGCAGGCGCCGGAGGGCUCUGGAGGAAGUUUGCAAGACCUGGUCCAUCUUGCCCUCCCCCACCCCCCCACCACCACCCUCCACCACCUGUUCCGAGCACGAGCCAAGAGGGACAAAUUGGCACCAGUUCCAGAGACCUGUGUCCCUUUCGGAAACAGGACCUACCUUCCCCCUAGAAACAGUAAUCAUAGUAAGAUCUUCAAUUUCACUUUGAGUCCCCUCCCUCCUGAAAUCCAGCAUGAACCCUCUCCCCCCCCCCCCACCAUCCAGCACACAAACGGGUCAUCAAAUGCUCUUAAUCUCCCGUUUUUUAAAAAAAACUGUUGUUAGAUAAUUGCAGAGUUUUAAAAUAAGCAUUUGUAGUCGGUCACCCAGAUGGAGCUCUCCAACUCCUGGCUUCUAACGGCAGACACUGUGCCUAUUUUUGGGAACUUGUCAAUUGUUUCUAGAUCCAAGUUCAUUUCUUCCCCUUGCUUUCGGCAAAUAGGCCUGCCUUUCCCCAUAGAAAUAGUCAUCGCAGUAAGAUCUUCAAUUUCGCUUUCAGAGUUCCUGAAAUCCGGCAUGAACCCCCCCCCCCCCAUCCAGCAGCCAAACAGGUUGUCAAAUGCUCUUAAUCUCCUAUUUUUUAAAAAGAAAUCUGUUGUUAGAUAAUCGCAGAGUUUUAAAGAGAAAAACAUUUGCAACCUGUCAUUGACUUCUAACCCCAGGCUGUGCGCUUGUUUCUGACACCUCAUUCUUCCCCAUCAUUCCCACCUUCUCCCCCCACUACUCUCCAACCUCUGAACUUCUGGUGAAGGAGAAAAUGCUCAAGAUUAUAUAUAAUUUAAAUUUUAGUUGUUAACUGUAUCCCCUUUCUCUGUGAUGUAUCCCUAAUGUGCUUUUUAGAAUGAAGACAGUAACCUUUCAACAUUGGUGAACUUCCUACUCCGUGCAUGCUUGUUUAUGAAAACAAUUUAACAAUUGUGAUUUUACUCCCUUCUCCCAACACUCUUCUCGUCUCCCUGAGUGUUAAGGCAUGGCAUGUUGGGCUAAGCUUUUACUUCUCUCCAAACUAAAAGCAAUAAUGGUAUUUAAUGUCAGUGAAGGCAAGGUUUGUGGUUGUCUUGGAGUCCUGAUUGGUUCAAGAGCCUCCCUUUCUCCAAAGCUAUUGAGAUUUCGGAUUGAUCAGUCACUCUUUAUGUCAGCUCCCCCUUCAGAAGUGGGAUCUGGCUGUCUGAACAAGGGGCUCCCAUACCACGAAGAAUUAGCACCAGCUAUAGAGAAGGGGGGAUCAAUUCUCUUUUUAAAAAAAUCUACAAAGAAAUGUAACCCUUGUGGGUUUUGAAGGCCACUUGAUUUUGGAUAUUUGAAUGUAGGUCAAUACAGGCCUCCAGUGAUCAGGGUUCAGCUGUGAAUGGUGGGUAAUUCUUGCUUUCAGCCUGAUUUAUUCUCACCAAAAGCAUAGAUGUUCUAUAUGAUAAUGUUAAUGUUUAUAGAGAGAAUUAUAAAGGUCCUUUUUGUACAGUAUUUUUGAAUGGAAUGCUGACAAGUGUAUUUUAAGAAAAAUAAAGUUAUAUUAUAUAUUGUGUAUUCUAUAAAGAAAGUUUAGAUCAUAGAGCAGAAUGCUUCACUCUUCAGUGGACAGGGAGAGAGGCUUUAACUUCAAUGUUUGGAUAUCUGGGCAGCUGUCUUUUACUUCAACUCAGACACAGUAAAUCAGUUUCUGGAAAGCUAAAGAUUUGUAUAAAGCAGCCCUCUUCAGUAAGGCCCAACAAUACAGAUCAGUCAGAUUGGGUCAGGUGGAUAUGACUUCAAGAUCGCAUCAGAUCAGCUUGUCUUAAGUGAUCUUCACUACAAGCUGCUCAAGGUUUGAGCUCCUUGGUGUAGAACGUGCUUCUCUCUGAGUCUCUCCCCGGGAGUGUGUGAUGGGACAGCGUGGAGGGAGCUUCAGUCUGUGUCUGAUCCUGGGAGUGUGUGAUGGGACAGUGUGGAGGGAGCUUCUCUCUGUGUCUGACCCUGGGAGUGUGUGAUGGGACAGCGUGGAGGGAGCUUCAUUCUGUGUCUGACCCUGGGAGUGUGUGAUGGGACAGCGUGGAGGGAGCUUCACUCUGUAUCUGACCCUGGGAGUGUGUGAUGGGACGAUGUGGAGGGAGAUUCACUCUGUGUCUGACCCUGGGAGUGUGUGAUGGGACGGUGUGGAGGGAGAUUCUCUCUGUGUCUGACCCCGGGAGUGUGUGAUGGGACAGCGUGGAGGGAGCUUCACUCUGUAUCUGACCCUGGGAGUGUGUGAUGGGACAGCGACUGUGUCUGACCCUGGGAGUGUGUGAUGGGACAGCGACUGUGUCUGACCCUGGGAGUGUGUGAUGGGACAGUGCAGAGGGAGGUGUGCUCUCUGUCUUACCUGCAUCUCCCUGGUGUGGGGACAUCUAAUGGAACAUUGUAGGGAGAGCUUUGCCCUGAUCCUAACUUUAGAAAUAUCUUCCCAGGGAAGCCUUGGAACUAUUCUAAUGAGCAAAGUUUUGGUUCAAACCAUUUACUGAGAUUUUUCUCCUUACACAUCAUUCAUGGGGUGAUGUGAUUCCCUGAGAAUUAAUCUCAGCAUUUUGGUCUUGUUCCACUCUAGUUGUUGGCUUGUGGUCCUGAUAAUGUUAAAACCAUGAAAUUCUUCUUACAUUAAGUCAAACUCUAGGGUCAGAAUUCGGCACAUUCUGGGCCCGUGGAGGUGGACUAGAAUUCUGAAACUCUUAGUAAAUGAUGUUGGGUAUAGGUAGCAGGUCAGGUUACAGGGAGAUCUUUGACAGGGUCUUUUGUCAGUCCCUUGACAAAUCAGCAUAGUUAUGGGCUCACCAAUGCUGAUUGCUAUAUGGAAGAGGCAGGCGAGUUGUGAUGUCCUUUAUCUCUCAGAAGCUACUCUGAAGACAUUUUCCAGCAUUUUCUGUUUUGUUUUGGACAUACAGCAGGGAAUGAGUGCCUUUUCAUCAACAAUAAAACCCAUGUUUAACCGGGGAAGGCGUAGCUUACAGAUCAGUGUAUUUGCUUUCAAUUCCUAUUUAUUUAAAGCUUUGAACAAAUAUAAUUGUGACCUCCACUCCCUUUCCUCGCCAAGCUGCAGAAUAUUGAUAAUGAAUCAGUGUGUGGCAGGUGGUGGGAUUUGUCCAAGUUAAGUGCAGGCGAAUGCUUUCUCAGUGCAAAGCAGGAUUUGUAUAUUUACAAAAUGAAAGGGGAACGGCUGAUUGUGAAGAUCCAAAUUAAAAACUGAAAUUGCUGGAAUAGAUCCAUCAAACCCCCAAUGUGUGAUGAAGAUGCAAUUCUUCAAAAACACGGUCUCUAUCUGCCUUUUAUAACUGAGCUGCUAUGUUAAGUUUUUUUUUAAUUUAUGUAUUAUACGAUCACAAUUGAGCAAGAACAUUUAUAAAGCCUUCACUCUAAACCUAAGAGGAUGUCUAAGUCUUUUAGCUUCAACGCUUACUAAUUUAUAAUAACGUUACAAAUAAAGUGUUUUAUUUUCAGUGGA
Molecule: messenger RNA, 4574 nt
Organism: Hypanus sabinus (Atlantic stingray)
Lineage: Eukaryota; Metazoa; Chordata; Chondrichthyes; Myliobatiformes; Dasyatidae
Gene: hlfa
Product: HLF transcription factor, PAR bZIP family member a
Exons: 4
Coding region: 207-1073 (288 amino acids)
Biological process (GO): regulation of transcription by RNA polymerase II
Cellular component (GO): nucleus
Molecular function (GO): DNA-binding transcription factor activity, RNA polymerase II-specific; RNA polymerase II cis-regulatory region sequence-specific DNA binding
Source: RefSeq, a predicted model, not a curated record